This is a messenger RNA of Mercurialis annua (annual mercury), 2507 nucleotides long. Its product is annotated as probable pre-mRNA-splicing factor ATP-dependent RNA helicase DEAH9. Gene Ontology annotation, cellular component: intracellular anatomical structure. The record is from RefSeq and is a predicted model, not a curated record. Lineage: Eukaryota; Viridiplantae; Streptophyta; Magnoliopsida; Malpighiales; Euphorbiaceae. The transcript is spliced from 24 exons. Gene Ontology annotation, molecular function: RNA binding; ATP binding. Bases 292 to 2379 code for a protein of 695 amino acids.
CCAUUCUUCUUCCCGCCGCCAAUACCAACCGCCGUCUCAACCUUUCUUUUCUAUCUCGUCACCGCUAUUGCUGCUCCAUCGUUGCUGCUUCACGGAUCAUUACCACCGCAGAAGCAGCGCCGUCAAUAAUUUCCAGCAACCAGCAACCAGCAACCAGCAGCGCCGUUAGUUGAUUGCAGCAACCAGAAGCGCCGUUACUCGAACCAGCGCUCUAAUAACCUCAAAAUCCAUCAGCUUAUUAGAGGGGCGAAACCGGUCCGGUUUGGCCAAAGUUGAAGUCGUAGUAGAAAAAUGGCGCAGUUUUGGAAACCAGGCACAGAGAAGCCUCGUCUUCUUGAAGACGAAGAAGGCGGCGUCGUUUUAUUAUCCUCUUCGUUAUCCUCCUCUUCGUCCGGUGUUUGCAGGUAUGGAUAUGUGAGUAUUGAGAAGCAGAGGCAGAGAUUGCCUGUGUACAAGUACAGAACAGCUAUUUUGUAUCUGGUUGAGACUCAUGCUACUACUAUUAUUGUUGGCGAGACUGGUAGCGGAAAAACUACGCAGAUUCCUCAGUAUCUUAAAGAAGCAGGCUGGGCUGAUGGUGGACGCCUCAUAGCUUGCACUCAACCAAGACGUUUGGCUGUUCAGGCUGUUUCUUCAAGAGUCGCUGAAGAAGUGGGGGUUAAGCUUGGAGAGGAAGUUGGCUACACAAUUCGUUUUGAGAAUCUUACAAAUUCAGAUAUAACCAAGAUAAAAUUUCUCACAGAUGGUGUAUUACUUCGAGAAAUGAUGGACGAUCCUCUUUUGACCAAAUAUAGUGUCAUAAUGGUAGAUGAGGCUCAUGAAAGGUCUAUUUCAACUGACAUUUUGUUGGGUCUACUGAAAAAGAUUCAGCGUCGUCGACCUGAGUUAAGAUUGAUCAUCUCUUCUGCUACUAUUGAGGCAAAAUCUAUCUCUGAUUUCUUCAAAGCCAGGAAAAGACGAGCAGAUGAGCUUGGUCCAAGCAAGGAACCUGCAAUUCUAUCAGUUGAGGGUAGAGGUUUUAAUGUACAAAUUCUUUACAUUGAGGAACCAAUUGCAGACUAUGUCCGGGCUACUGUUUCUACAAUAUUGUCAAUUCAUGAUCAGGAACCACCCGGUGAUAUUCUGGUAUUCCUCACUGGCCAAGAUGAUAUAGAUGCUGCUGUUCAGUUGCUUACUGAAGAAGCUCAAGCAAAUGGAAAGAAAUCUUCAGGAUUGAUUGUCCUUCCUUUGUUUUCGGGGCUGCCACGUUCAGAACAGGAUCUGGUGUUUUCACCCACUCCUCGAGGGAGGAGGAAAGUAGUCAUAUCAACCAACAUUGCUGAGACGUCAUUGACUUUGGAGGGCAUUGUCUACGUUGUUGAUAGCGGCUUCUCAAAACAGCGGUUCUACAAUCCGAUCUCAGAUGUUGAAAAUCUUGUUGUGGCACCAAUAUCGAAGGCAUCUGCUAGACAAAGGGCUGGUAGAGCUGGAAGACUACGACCUGGGAAGUGUUAUAGGUUAUAUACAGAAGAGUACUUUGUUAAUGAAAUGCCUACUCAGGGGAUCCCUGAGAUGCAGCGGUCAAAUCUUGUUUCCUCUGUGAUUCAGCUUAAAGCCUUGGGCAUAGACAAUAUACUAGGGUUUGAUUGGCCGGCAUCUCCGUCUCCAGAAACAAUGAUUCGAGCGCUUGAAGUCCUUUACUCACUGGGUGUCCUUGAUGAUGAUGCUAAACUCACUUCACCAGUUGGAUUUCAAGUAGCAGAGAUCCCACUAGAUCCACUGAUAUCAAAAAUGAUAUUAUCUUCCCACCAACUUGGAUGUUCUGAGGAGAUCAUUACCAUUGCUGCUGUUCUCUCCCUUCAGUCUAUCUGGGUUUCUACUAGAUUACAGAAGGAACUAGAUGAAGCCAAGUUGAGAUUUGCAGCUGCUGAGGGUGACCAUGUAACGUUCCUAAAUGUUUACCAAGGGUUUCUUCAAUCUGGAAAAUCGUCACAGUGGUGUCAUAAGAAUUUCGUAAAUUACCAAGCCAUGAGAAAAGUUCUUGAAGUAAGAGAACAGCUCAGAAGAGUAGCUUUAAGGAUAGGGAUAGUCUUAAAGUCAUGUGAAAGAGAUACGCUGGUUGUAAGAAAGGCCAUAACUGCUGGGUUUUUCGCAAAUGCAUGUCGUUUAGAGCCAUAUAGUCAUAAUGGGAUGUAUAAGACCAUUAGAGGUUCUCAAGAAGUCUAUAUUCAUCCAUCAUCUGUGCUAUUCAGAGUAAAUCCAAAGCUGGUUAUAUACCAUUCUCUUGUCUCGACUGAUCGACAAUAUAUGCGAAAUGUCAUAACUAUUGAUCCUUCAUGGCUAACGGAGGCUGCACCACAUUUUUUCCAGAAACAAAGAAGAGAUCCCAUUAGUCACUGAAAGCUUUUUUUGAAUAUGUAUAUAUAUUUUUAUUUAGAUGAAUACUAAUUGCUAUGCUUCUGUUUUGUAAAAUAUACAUAUCUUACUAUUAGGCUUUCUCUAGAAUGCCAAAAUGAACCAUGUUUUCA